Molecule: messenger RNA, 870 nt
Organism: Pollicipes pollicipes
Lineage: Eukaryota; Metazoa; Arthropoda; Thecostraca; Pollicipedomorpha; Pollicipedidae
Product: homeobox protein OTX
Exons: 7
Coding region: 1-870 (289 amino acids)
Biological process (GO): regulation of transcription by RNA polymerase II
Cellular component (GO): nucleus
Molecular function (GO): DNA-binding transcription factor activity, RNA polymerase II-specific; RNA polymerase II cis-regulatory region sequence-specific DNA binding
Source: RefSeq, a predicted model, not a curated record
AUGAGUCCGAGCGGAGCGGAGGUGCACGCGGUGCCGGCGCCGCUCGGUGCCGAGUUUGACCCGGUCAGGAAGGAGGAGCAGCUCGUCUGCGUGACCAGUGCCAUGGCGUUCCCCCCGUUCGGCGCCGCGCCGCACGGUGCCGGCGGUAUGCUGCCGGGUUACACUGUCGCCCGGCCCAGCUACCCGGUCAUGAUGCCCGACGGCUUCGCCUCCGGCGUCCCCUACGGUCCAGCGUCCGGCAACAGCAACGGCCGCAAGCAGCGGCGUGAGCGCACCACGUUCACGCGUCAGCAGCUGGACAUCCUCGAGGGCCUGUUCCAGAAGACGCGCUACCCGGACAUCUUCAUGCGCGAGGAGGUGGCCAUCAAGAUCAACCUGCCGGAGUCGCGCGUCCAGGUCUGGUUCAAGAACCGGCGCGCCAAGAUCCGCCAGCAGGCCAAGCAGACCAACACGAACGGCACGGCGCCGCCGCCCGAGACCAAGCCGAAGCCGAAGCCGCGCACGCGCACGCCGCCGGCAGCCAGCUCGCCGCCGAGCACGGCCGGCGACCUGUCGACGGUGAGAGACCGCGGCCACCAGCAUAGUUACGGCGGGGGCUACAACACCAUCUGGAACCCGAUGGGCGACCUCGUGUCGAACCAGCCGGCGAUGGAGAGGCCUUACUCGGCUAAUCCGGCUGGUGGGUACCCGCAGUACGGCGGGUACUACGGCAACAUGGAGUAUCACCUGAACCAGCACGGCCAGAUCAACUCCCAGGUUAACAGCCACGUGAGCCCGCUGCCGCCGGCGCAGCCCACGGCAGCUCCGGUGAGCCGGCACAGCAUCGCCGCCGAGUUCGACUACCGCUACCAGAACUUCCAGGUGUUGUAG